Messenger RNA from Seriola dumerili (greater amberjack), 895 nucleotides. It is a transcript of the gene cnfn, whose product is annotated as cornifelin. The transcript is spliced from 3 exons. The record is from RefSeq and is a predicted model, not a curated record. Gene Ontology annotation, cellular component: cornified envelope. NCBI's taxonomy places the organism in Eukaryota, Metazoa, Chordata, Actinopteri, Carangiformes, Carangidae. Bases 1 to 351 code for a protein of 116 amino acids.
AUGACGUUCCAGUCAAGUGUGAUCAACUCACAGCCGCAGAUGUCAGGAACACAGUACAAUGUGUCCUCUGGAUCAUCAGACUGGAGUUCAAAUGUGUGCGAUUGCUGUGAAGACUGUGGCAUCUGUCUUUGCGCAACAUUUGUCCCAUGUAUCCUGGGCUGUAAGGUGGCUCAGGACAACGGGGACAGCUGCUGCCUGCCCUUCCUUCCUGGUGCCAUGAUUGCUCUAAGGACAAGUAUUCGCAGCAGAUACCACAUUGAAGGCUCAGUGUGUGAUGACUGGGUUGUCAUGGCCUGCCUGCCUCUGUGUGGACUGUGUCAGAUGGCACGGGAGCAGAAGAUGAGAGGAUAAAAAGAGGUCAAAUUGCAAGGAGAGCGCACAUGUGGAUAUUUACAUUUCUUGGUCUGGACACCAUUUCUGUAUUUGAAAUUGCAAUUUGAAUAUAUAUUGGUAUAACCAUAAUUAAGCGCUGUAUAGUCAAAACAUGUACAGUAGAACAAGGUUUACAAUGUAAGAAUAACAGCCAGAUAAUCAGACUGAACUGCCAUUUUGUUUCACUUUAUUAUUCUAUACCUAUAGAACAUUUUAUAUCAUAUCUAUAAUAUACAUAUUUAAAAAGUCAGAGAUGUGGGCAGGCAUUCAAAGAAUCACAGAGAUGGAAGAAAAGACAACAGAGAAAUAAUUCAGUAUUUUAACAGGCCUAAACUUUUACACUCAACUAUUGUCUUUCAUUAUAAGUUAAACAGCGACUCACUGUGUUGAAAUUGUCCUUAUGCAACCAACUUUGUAACACACGAAGAAGGAAAUGCUGAGAUUUACAGCAACAAUGACUUUCUAUAAAACAAAUGUAUAAAACAAAUAUUUUAUGUAUGUUUAAUUAUAGAGUAUAUUCAAG